Molecule: messenger RNA, 294 nt
Organism: Pieris macdunnoughi
Lineage: Eukaryota; Metazoa; Arthropoda; Insecta; Lepidoptera; Pieridae
Source: the annotation of a GenBank genome assembly
AUGGGUUUCGUGACGUCGCCGCACCCAACUAUUCGAUCUCUGGGGAGUAUAUCACCCCCAAUAUAUAGGAUCGAAUUGGAAACAACUUGGGUAUCUGGAGCAGAUGGACCUGGUCUACUGGAUUCAUUAUCAGAUGAGCUGUUCGAGCUGCUAGAGCUUGAUGACGAUGAGCUGGAGUCUGUAGAGGUACUUGAGCAGGACGACGAAGAUACUCGUCUAGGGGUUAAGACCUUUUUGAAGCUACAAUUGGUGAUACCUCCAGAGCUGAUGCUACAACAGGUGAUACCGUCAUAG